Molecule: messenger RNA, 1368 nt
Organism: Spea bombifrons (plains spadefoot toad)
Lineage: Eukaryota; Metazoa; Chordata; Amphibia; Anura; Pelobatidae
Gene: VPS26C
Product: VPS26 endosomal protein sorting factor C
Exons: 8
Coding region: 90-983 (297 amino acids)
Biological process (GO): intracellular protein transport
Cellular component (GO): endosome
Source: RefSeq, a predicted model, not a curated record
GUUUCAUCUGCUGUGUUGUAAUCACGUGGUGUUCCCGGUCACGUGACUCUUCUUUCCUGUAUGGGAAUAAGGAGUGUAGAGAUGUCAGUAUGGGGACUGUUCUGGACAUCAAAGUUAAGAGAGCCAAUAAAGUCUACCGUGAGGGGGAGCUGUUGUCGGGACUGGUGGUGGUGAUGAGUAAGGACUCGGUGCAGCACCAGGGGAUCUCGCUGACCAUGGAGGGAUCGGUUAACUUGCAGCUCAGCGCUAAAAGCAUUGGCGUGUUCGAAGCGUUUUAUAACUCGGUAAAGCCGAUUCAGAUUCUCGGCAGCACCGUAGAAAUGGUGAAACCCGGAAAACUUCCAAGUGGCAAAACAGAAAUCCCCUUUGAGUUCCCGCUGGUCAUGAAAGGAAACAAACCCCUUUACGAGACGUACCACGGCGUGUUUGUGAACAUUCAGUAUAUGCUCCGCUGCGAUAUGAAGCGCUCCCUGCUAGCAAAAGACUUGACCAAGACGUGCGAGUUCAUCAUCCACUCGUUGCCUCAGAAAGCCAAGCAGACCCCGAGCCCCGUGGACUUCACCAUUACCCCCGAGACAUUACAGAAUGUUAAAGAAAGAGCUUCGCUGCCCAGGUUUGUGAUCAGAGGUCACCUGGACUCCACUAACUGCGUAAUCACUCAACCUCUGACCGGAGAACUCCUCGUGGAAACAUCGGAAGUGCCCAUCAAAAGCAUCGAGCUGCAGUUAGUAAGAGUGGAAACGUGUGGCUGCGCAGAAGGUUAUGCCCGAGACGCCACUGAAAUUCAGAAUAUACAGAUUGCCGAGGGAGACGUGUGCCGCGGACUGUCUAUCCCCCUCUACAUGGUGUUCCCCAGGUUAUUCACCUGCCCAACCCUGGAAACGACCAACUUCAAAAUUGAGUUCGAAGUAAACGUGGUGGUGGUCCUGCACGAUGACCACCUCAUCACAGAGAACUUCCCGCUGAAGCUGUGCCGGAUGUGAGACGGAGGAACGGAGCGCCUACUGAAGGCAUCUGUAUUGUUAUCGCAGCAUUUUAACCGCCAGCACUUAUGAGGACGGGCUCCCCGAGCUCCGUAUCAAACCCCGGGUCCAAGGAACAAGUAAAUCAUCAUGAAAAAUGCUUUAACGUUUCUCAUGAAACCAGUAUUACCAUUUAACUGCCGGAGCAGGGGGGCUCCCCGGGGCUCUUCAUGACUAAAGUCUAAGGGGGAAAAGACUUCCAUCAGAAUAAAGAAUCGGUGUGAGACUCUGUGAGACGAUAGAGAAGACUCCCUUCUGGUAAAAUAGACUUUGCUGCCCCAGUCACGUGGAAGUGCUUGUGAAACGUGUAAGUAGCAGGUAUACAAUUAAAUGCUUUAAAACACGA